GCGUCGCCUCGGCUCGACGCCUUCACGCGCUCUCAUAGACGCGGAAUCACGUAUUCAACUUGCGUGCGCUGGCGUGUGACCUUGAAAACCUGUACUUAAUAUACCUUGCUGAUUAUUAAAUGUACCAACAGUAUAAAACUAAUGGUUCUCAUAGUGAUGAUUCUUCUUGAUUAAAAUAUAUAUAAUUAUUUAUUGAUGAAGCAUUUUAACUUACGUUACACAAAUAGGUUGCAAAAAAAUUUCAAAAUUGAAACUGUACAUCUGGUAUGCUCAUAUAAAAUAUUUAAACCCAACAAAAGUUCGCGCUGAUGAACAACGUGAUAUAAAAGGUGCCGCUAGAUGUCGUGGGAGCCUCUGCCUCUGCUGGCCUGGUUGUUUGUCGUCUAUGUCCACGCUUAUUCAAACACGCUCGGAUCUCAGAGGAACAAUCACCGCAACGUCUCCGAGCUACUGGACAAUCUGCUCAGGGGCUACGACAACAGCGUGCGUCCUGGUCUGGGAGGUCCUCCCGCCGUAGUGGAGGUAGAUAUCAUGGUGCGCAGCAUGGGGCCUAUUUCCGAGGUUGAUAUGACGUACUCGAUGGACUGUUACUUCCGCCAGACAUGGGUGGAUCGGCGCCUCGCCUUCCUGUCAGACAAGGACACCUUGGCUCUCAGUAUUACCAUGCUGGAGAGGAUUUGGAAGCCCGACACUUACUUCUACAACGGCAAGCAAUCCUACCUACACACCAUCACUACGCCUAACAAGUUUGUGCGUCUCUAUCAGGACGGCCGGGUCCUUUAUUCCUCCAGGUUGACGAUAAAAGCUGGUUGCCCUAUGAACCUCGAGAACUUCCCUAUGGACACACAACGGUGCCCUCUGAAGUUUGGUAGCUUUGGUUACACGGUGAAUGACGUACUCUACGUGUGGAACGGCAAGCGGCAAGUGGCUAUCGCAGACGACAUGAAACUCUCCCAGUUCGACUUGAUCGCCACCCCAGCCGCCAAUCAGACGGACAUGCUUAAGUCGGGAGAAUACUCCAUGCUCUUGGUCAGCUUUCACCUACAACGGCACAUGGGUAACUUUCUGAUACAAGUGUAUGGACCUUGUGUCCUACUUGUCGUUCUGUCCUGGGUGUCUUUUUGGCUUAACCGUGAAGCCACAGCUGACAGAGUGUCACUGGGCAUCACGACCGUAUUGACGAUGACGUUUCUGGGAUUGGAGUCUCGAACUGAUCUGCCUAAAGUUCCUUAUCCAACAGCUCUCGACUUUUUUGUCUUCCUCUCAUUCGGCUUUAUCUUCGCCACCAUCAUACAGUUUGCCUUAGUACACUACUUCACCAAGUACGGUAGUGGAGAGUGCUACUUCAGCGCCGAUUUCAGCUCGGACUCGGACUCUGACGAAGACGACUGGAGUUCUCGCAGAACCAUAGAGCCUUUGGAAGGUCCUGGAAGAAGAAAGUCCAGUACCUGCGCAGGCGUAGUCCCUCGCCGUAGCGUCACCAUCAAUGGUAACACUCGACUGGUGGAGGUAAUACCUCUAUCAGCGUGCACCAUAUCUUCUAUAAGCGGGCGAGGACAGCAAGAAUCCUGGACCAGUGGCUUGCCUUCCUGUCUUGGCUGUGGGAAAGCCAGUGUACACCAGUCUCCGGGACGUGAAACACCCUACCUGCCGCCCAGCCAGGCCGCCCGACCGUCACUUACCUUCCACCCCCGCAGUCAUCGGCGCAAGAAGCGGACUCCUAGAUUCAACUCGGUCUCCAAAAUAGAUCGAAUAUCCAGAGUGUUCUUUCCGCUGUGCUUUUUGGCCAUCAACAUGAGUUACUGGUACGCGUACCUCAGCCGCAGUGAGAGAAUCCAACGGCGAACAGACCUUCCCGCUUAGAGUCGUGUCAAGUCGGCAAGCAAGACCACUUACUGUACACGUAGUAUCUUGAGUGUCAUUGCUGUAAGAUGACUGUUUAGGCAUACAGUAACCGAUCUUACCCCACAAGAUUCGAUGAAGGUCGUAAUAUUAUAAGUAAACUUACACAAUGUUUUGAUAUCCAAUGUUUUUGAGGGUCAUAACUGUGAAAAAAUGUCAGCAAUCCCACUUAUCAUCAUAAAAAUUAAAUUUUGCUUAAGGUAACAAAUAAUUACGUGCAACAUCGGUAUUGUUCUGGAAUAUUAUAAGAAAUCUAAGCAAAUAAGUUUGUUUUCCAAACAUAGUUCUCUACGUUUUCUAGUAUAACUUCUUAAUGAAUUAAACCUGAUCCGUACUCUUCAAGCUUUGAAAAGAAAUUUCAACAGAUUGUUUUACCAGCAUUAUGUUAAAAUUUAUUACGUAAAAUAAUCUUUCUACACCGUGAUACAACAGAAAUAAACUUGUAUUAACAAACAAAUUAAGAUCUGUAAAUGGAUAAUAAACAGUAUAUUUAAUUUGA
This is a messenger RNA of Homalodisca vitripennis (glassy-winged sharpshooter), 2401 nucleotides long. Its product is annotated as gamma-aminobutyric acid receptor alpha-like. Lineage: Eukaryota; Metazoa; Arthropoda; Insecta; Hemiptera; Cicadellidae. The transcript is spliced from 13 exons. The record is from RefSeq and is a predicted model, not a curated record. Gene Ontology annotation, biological process: nervous system process; monoatomic ion transmembrane transport; signal transduction. Bases 340 to 1863 code for a protein of 507 amino acids. Gene Ontology annotation, cellular component: membrane; synapse; neuron projection. Gene Ontology annotation, molecular function: GABA-A receptor activity; neurotransmitter receptor activity; extracellular ligand-gated monoatomic ion channel activity.